Telopea speciosissima is the source of this 1656-nucleotide messenger RNA. Its product is annotated as metal tolerance protein C4. The coding region runs from base 55 to 1482 and encodes 475 amino acids. The record is from RefSeq and is a predicted model, not a curated record. Gene Ontology annotation, molecular function: monoatomic cation transmembrane transporter activity. Gene Ontology annotation, cellular component: membrane. The transcript is spliced from 13 exons. Lineage: Eukaryota; Viridiplantae; Streptophyta; Magnoliopsida; Proteales; Proteaceae. Gene Ontology annotation, biological process: zinc ion transport; transmembrane transport.
CAACUCUUCUUCCUUCUUUAAUUACAGUCUCAUCUUCCAUGGAAAUGCUUUAGCAUGCAGGGAAGAAAUAUUUGGCACCAUUUGAUGCCAAACUCUCGUAUGCUCUCUCGUCUUCGGGUACCCGCUCUGAGCUUUUCAUCAGCGGGAGUCUCGUCUUUUUCCCCUCGUUAUCUUCUCGAAACACCGCCGUUAGCCAACAAGGGAUUUACAGAGGAUCGGCGGUUCACGUUUGGCACGUCUUCUUGUUUGAGAGGACGAGGGUUUGGGACCCCUUCAAAUGCAUUGCGUGAUUUUUUGCCUGUAAAUUGUUUGAGUGGAGUCAGUUCGUGUGGUUCCUUUUCGUACGAUUCUUACUAUCGGCAUUCAUUCUCUCAUUUUUUUUUUACUCGAGCUUCGGAAAUUAAGAAGACGGAGAUUGAUGAGGUUAAGAAGACAGAAAUUGAUGAUCCGAGCCAACGAGCAGUUACCACUGCAUUAUGGUGCAACUUCCUUGUUUUCUCUCUGAAAUUUUCGGUAUGGUUGGCAACUUCCAGCCACGUCAUGUUAGCUGAAGUUGUGCACUCUCUUGCAGAUUUUGCAAACCAGGCCCUUCUUGCUUAUGGUCUGAGUAGCUCAAGGCGUGGUCCAGAUGCUCUGCACCCCUAUGGCUACUCAAAGGAGAGAUUUGUCUGGUCUUUGAUAUCUGCAGUUGGUAUAUUUUGCCUUGGUUCUGGUGCAACAAUUGUUCAUGGAUUUCAGAACUUGUGGACCUCACAGCCCCCUGGAAAUAUCCACUAUGCAGCUUUGGUGAUCGGUGGUUCUUUCAUUAUUGAAGGUGCUUCUCUCGUUGUUGCUAUACAUGCUGUUAGGAAAGGUGCAGCUGCUGAGGGGAUGAAAGUGUGGGACUAUGUAUGGCGUGGUCAUGAUCCCACAUCUGUUGCCGUUAUGACAGAGGAUGGCGCUGCAGUUACAGGCCUUCUUAUUGCUGCAGCAUCACUAGUGGCUGUUAAUAAGACAGGAAAUGCAAUUUAUGAUCCCAUCGGUUCUAUUAUCGUUGGUAAUCUACUUGGAAUUGUUGCUAUUUUUCUCAUUCAGAGGAAUCGCCAUGCUUUGAUUGGUAGAGCAAUUGAUAAUAAUGAUAUGGAAAGGGUGCUUCAUUUUUUGAAGAAUGAUCUGGUUGUAGAUGCUGUAUAUGAUUGCAAAAGUGAGGUGAUUGGACCUGGAUUCUUUAGAUUUAAAGCAGAAAUAGAUUUCAAUGGCGUUAUGGUGGUACAGAAUUAUCUUGAAAGGACUGGACGUGAAGAAUGGGCUCGACAGUUUCGAGAAGCCACAAAGCAUAAAGAUGACACUAUGCUUCUGAAGACCAUGUCAAACUAUGGUGAGGAAGUGGUAACAGCUUUAGGAAGUGAAGUUGAUAGACUAGAGAAAGAAAUCCAGAAGAUUGUUCCUGGGAUCCGUCAUGUUGAUAUUGAAGCCCACAAUCCAAUAGGUCCUUCCCCUUAAUCAUGAUUUCUUAGAGUACAUCAUCUGUGCAGUUCUUUACUUGUUUAACUCAGUGGCAACUUGUAUUUUAUUUGAAGCCAAUGUAGAGUUUUGUAUACAAAGAUGUAGAGAAACCCCAAUUAUAUUAAGAUUGUUGGAAGUUUUUGAAUAAAGGUUGCAUCUGAAGUUAAUGGA